AUGUCCCUUAAAACGUUUCUAAUUCCACUCUUGCUGCUUACAACUGCAGUUCAAACAGGAGUUUCAUUCAACGUUGGUUACGUCACAAUGCCAUUGUUUGAAAUGUUUGUUAAAAAUCUUCCUCAAAAUCCAGAUGACACCGCAGAUGACUUCACAAGUGACGAUAACCAGCAAGCCCUAAACGAGUUUUUCAAUAAAGUCAGAGUUAUUGAUGCUUGGAAGGCAACAACUCUGGAUUUGGACCUUUAUCUUCGGGAUAAAGUAACAACUAUUAUUACGGAUGCUCGAGUACAAUUUGAUCGGAAGACAAUCGUCGCUGCAAAUCUCGUUGGAUACAAUUGUACGCGUUAUUGUUACAAUGUAAGUGUUCCAUUAAUCUUGAACGUGACUGGGUGGACUGAGGAUAGAUUAAAUGGUAAAGUUCCACCUACUGUUCGAAUGGCAGAUAUUCAUGAAGCUGUUGUGAAAGCUAUUGAAGAAAGAUUCUGCUGUAACAUGACCCAAAUUGCGAUCGAUUUAGGGCUUGAUCCAAUUCUUGGCGUCAAGAAAACAUCAGCUUAUAUCGAUGUUUGGGAAAGAUUUGUACCGCAUGUUACCGAGAAAACAAUUCAAUGUAAGGCUGACGCAUUACAAGUGACCUCUUCGGAAUUGGCUGAACUGUUACGUACAGAUUUAGCAACACUUCGUAGUUAUGAUCUUAACCAGAUGGAUCUGAACUUUUUCCCAGCAUAUGAAGAUCUUUUACGUCGAAAGAAUUUGUUUGAAACUCAAUCGAUUGUCACCGGAGGGCUUUUCAACAACUGGGAAAGCAGUACCAUGGCCCAGUUUGCUGACAGGGUUAGCAGCUUUUCCCUUCGUGAUUUGGAAAUAUUAUAUCGAUGGGAAGCGCCUCAGCUCUUUGCAAUUGAAAAUAUCCCAAUGUCAAUUUUUCAGUCUGGUUGUACAACUGUACCAUUAGUUGAACCUUUGUUCGCCGUGUCGCAAACUCUGUUUGGUCAUUCCACAAACCUACCAAUAUGCAAUGUCGCUUUUCUUUUAUCAAGAUCUUUUGAUGAGGUCAACACGAAGUUUACAAUUUCUUCAUUGUCCGAUCAAAACGUUUUAGAGAUUUUCCGCACAUCAAGUGGAAACCUGAGAUGGUUUGAUAUCUACCAACUUCUUCAACUAAAUAUUGAUGAGGGAAUUUGGGUAGAGACGCCAACAUUGACUCAAAUUGCUUUGUUUCGUGGAAUAGCUUUAAAUAGUCUCACAGCACAAAAUUCAAUUCCAAUGGCCAUAUCCAAUAUCAAAACUUUUAAUACAACAUCAACUCUUAAUACUAUCAUGCGUACUAACUACAAUUCGUUUUUAACGAGAUUGCUCAAUACAUAUGGUUACUCCUCGUCUGGUCUUGCUCUCAGCGCUGGUAUUACUGAGGCACAACUUAAUUCCUUGACAAUUCAGGAAGCACAUAAUUUGAUCAUAAACUCUAUUGAAGCAAGAUACCGAAUAAAUGAUGUAGCCGCUCUCCUUGGCAUUGCUCAAGUUGACACUCAUGUUCUUAUCAAUCUUCCAUCAUUUGAAUGGGAAAAAGUUGUGGCAGUAGCUAUUCAAAAUGCUUUCGCACAAUCUGCGGAUGCAUUCUCCGUAAUGCUCAGUGCCGGGGGUGUUCAAAUUUCUACCAUCGAAGGAACUUUUCCAGCUAUUCAAGUUACAGACGCGGUAACAUAUCAUACAAAUAGAACAACACCAACGGAACUGGCCAGUUGUCUAAAUAAGCAACUGUCGGAUAUUUAUAACAUGUCUUUUGCUGAAUAUCAUCAAUUGCACAUCAACAACAUAGUACCUUUACUUAGGAUCAAGUUGCUUUUCGAAGUGCAGAGUAUGGAAACGCUGCUUAAUUCUGGAGCACUUGAUUUUGACGAUGUCAAGUAUAAAAAUGUCACUGAAGUCAUCACUCAAUUGACAGGCAUGACAAUCGCAAAUUUGCAAUGCCUCUACGGCUGGUCCAAUGACUUUAUAAACACAGAUCUUGCUAUAACGUUCCAGGAAGCAAAUGAAACCCGCCUCUGCAACGAUUUUCUUGGUCGGACUAUGUUUAACAUAGUAGCAAUUAUAUCUCAAACUCCCAGCAAAGUAUGCUUUCUAUGUACGAUUGGCCCGUGUGGACAAAACACGAUGUGCAGAGACGUUCCUGAUUCAUAUGUGUGCACCUGCCUUUCUGGCUAUAUAGGCAACCCUAGUGGAGGUGGAAAUUGUAUAGAUAACCCUGAAUGUUUAUUUGAAACCGAUGAUUGUCAUGACAACGCCACGUGUAGGGAUGUACCCGGGUCGUUUGAAUGUACUUGUAAAACGGGAUUUGUUGGUGAUGGAAGAAAUUGCACAGAUAUAAAUGAAUGUAAUGCUGAUCCUGGAAGAUGCGGUCCUAAUGGUAUUUGUAGAAACACAAUUGGUAGUUUCUUUUGCGACUGCCAGGCUGGAUACAGGUGGAAUGGAAGUACUUGUGUUGAUGUUAACGAAUGUACUGAGAAUUCUGAUGACUGCCAUUUCGCAGCCAUUUGCACUAAUAAUAUUGGCUCAUUCACGUGUCGUUGUCCUAAUGGUUUGUCUGGCGAUGGACGAAAUUGUGUUGAUAUCCUGGAGUGCAGUUUUGCGCCACAAAGUUUUCCUUGUCAUGUAAAUGCUGAUUGUACUGAGACGUUUGGUUCGUUUGUAUGCCGCUGUAAAGACGGUUACACCGGUGAUGGACAAAUAUGUACUGACAUUAAUGAAUGUGAGAUUAAAACAGAUGAUUGCCAUGUGAAUGCAACUUGCUUCAAUACUGAUCCUGCAUUUUUUUGUCGUUGCCACAGUGGUUUCACAGGAAAUGGAAAGCAGUGUGCUGACAUUAAUGAGUGUGACCAAAAUUUGGACAAUUGUCACGACAACGCCAGCUGUAUAAACACCAUUGGGUCGUUUUAUUGUGAUUGUAAAGACGGUUUUAAUGGAAAUGGUACUUAUUGUUAUGUUGCUGAAGUUUCAUUCACAAAGGCUUCACACGUUGUUAAUGAAGGGGGAGAUGUAGCAAUUUCCUUUUUACUCAAUGGAGAAAUAGAUGAGAAUGCUGUUGUAACUAUUCAGGUUGGAGGAUCAGCAACAGAAAACGAAGACUAUAGCCCACUUACUAAAGUAUUCCUUUACACACCUGGUGGUUCGCGUACGAAAACUUUUACGAUAACUACAACCGAUGAUCAACGGCUGGAGGGAUUGGAGACUAUCGUUUUAACUCUUUCAUCAGUCAACAGCCAUGUGACCCCUGGCAAUAUUCCUUCAACAACGAUAACUAUUAUCGACAAUGAUGCUAUUGCUGUGGCAUUUUCAAGUCAAACAUACACAGUUAAUGAAGAUGACGAUUUUGCAAACAUCACUGUGCAAAUAAACUCGGGUAUUGUUGAAAGGAAUUUCGUUGUCAGCCUUUCGACGAGUUCCGGGACAGCUUUGGCUGGUGCAGACUUCACCACUCAUUCUCAACAAUUAACCUUUUCUCCUGGGAAUGCUGGCUCACAAUUGGUGCGCAUCCCGUUAGUGGAUAAUUUACGUGUAGAGGGUGACGAACAAUUCUUUGUUUCAUUAUCAACAACGGAUCCUGACGUGAAUAUCGUGAACAGUCCAGCUACAGUUACUAUAGUGGAUGAUGACGUUGCUACAGUAAAGUUUCAGUCAAGUACUUAUGAAGUUAGCGAAGGUGGUAAUGAGAUUACCGUGAAACUUGAUAUUACUGGAGUAAGAGAUGUGAACCUAACUGCCAGGCUUAAUACAGGAAAUGCCGGAGCAACCGCUGGAGCAGAUUACACUAGUAUCACUAAUAGAGACGUUAAUAUCCCAACUUACGCCAACGUCAUAUCGUUAACCAUUCCAAUUCGUGAAGACGGUAUACUUGAAAAUAACGAAAUAUUCACCGUAACUGUGACAUCGCAGAGUCUUCCACGUUUGAUUACUGCAAAUCCUGCAAUCACAAUUGUUACAAUAAUGGAUAAUGAUGUUGUAUCCGUUGCAUUUUCUCAAUCGCCAUAUUUCACAGAAGAAGAAAAUAAGAAUGUCAGUGUUCGAGUUGUUGUCACCGGGACAUUGGAAAGAAAUAUUGAAUUAAGCCUGUCAACAAGAGAUGGGGAUGCAAUUGAACCAGAUGAUUAUCAGCAAAACACGAGAGCGCUCACUUUUAUCCCUGGAGGUCCGAAGGAAAUUGACGUUCCCAUCCAGAUAUUCGAAGAUGUUUUGAUUGAAAACACGGAGACUUUAACCGUUGAAUUAACAACAACUGAUCCAGAUAUCGUAUUUCCAAAUGGAAAGACCGCAACAAUCACCAUUAAUGACGAUGAUACUGCUAAUGUUUUUAUCCGAAAUGAUCAAUAUGUAUUCCUCGAAAAUGCUGUUACGACGAACAUUCCCGUGGAGCUCCAAGGCAGCCUGGCAAUAACUGUCUCUGUGAGAUUGUCCACUGUCCAUGAUACUGCUACCUGGCCUUCUGAUUUCGCUGCAAUUUCUAAUCAGAUUAUUGAGUUCAAACCAGGAGAAUCUUUAAUAAAACAAGUACCAGUAAAUAUCGCUGAUGAUGAAGUUGUUGAAAGUACAGAGACGUUCUCUGUUACUUUGUCCACUCAAAAUGCAAAAGUUGCAAUUGGAACAUACGGAACUGCAACAGUUUCUAUCAUUGAUAAUGAUCAACUUCGAGUAAACUUUUCCUCAAAACAUUACGAGGCAGAUGAAGAUUCCGGUUUCGCUUUGAUUGGCUUGAUGUUACACGAUGUUCUUGAAACCAUGUUAAAAGUUAGGUUAACACCAUCCAAUGGGACAGCAACAGAACCACAAGAUUUCCCUUUGAUAAAUUAUGAUGUUACUUUGGAACCAGGACAACCCCGGAUCGUUUACCACAAAAUUAAUAUUACGAAUGAUAUGCUGGAGGAAUAUGAUGAACAUUUCAUCCUUACGUUAACUCGAAUUGAUGUAAAUGUUCAGAUCAUCGAAGCAAGGAUUGCCAACAUAACAAUUGGAGAGAGUGAUGAUAUUUUCUUCUGUGAUCCGAAUGCCAAAUCAUAUCCUUGUCACAUCAAAGCAGAUUGCGUGGAUGUUCCCAGCUCUUUUGAAUGUACUUGUGUUAGUGGUUAUGAAGGCGACGGAAAGUUCUGUACCAACAAAAAUGAAUGUCUAACUAUUCAAUGUCCAUUCAACGCCACCUGUAAAGAUACUAUCGGCUCAUACACAUGCAUCUGCCGUGAUGGUUUCCGAGGAGAUGGCGUUACCUGUGUGGAUAUCAAUGAAUGUGGCGAAAACACCCACGAAUGCCAUGAGCAGGCCACGUGUUCAAACAAUCUUGGAAGUUACACUUGUUUAUGCAACGAGGGAUAUCAUGGAAAUGGAAGAAAUUGUUCAGACAUCAAUGAAUGUGCCCAAACCAAUGACUGCCACGUCGACGCUAAUUGUAUUAAUAAAAUUGGAUCUUAUGAUUGUAAAUGUAAGCCUGGUUUCAGAGGUGAUGGAAAAACUUGUGACGAUAUAAAUGAAUGCAACGAAGGUAAGGAUGAUUGUCACCGAGAGGCCACGUGUCACAAUGGUAUUGGAAAUUAUACAUGUCGAUGCAAACCCGGAUGGCAAGGAAAUGGAACAUUUUGCAUGGAUAUUAAUGAAUGUUUGCGACCUGAGGAUAAUGACUGCGAUGAUGUCAACGGCAUGUGUUUGAACAACGACGGGAGUUAUACUUGUAAAUGCAACUCGGGGUACAGCGGUGAUGGGGAGUCAUGUGUUGAUAUCGAUGAAUGCUUGGAGGGUACAGCUACUUGUCCUGAUAACGCUGAUUGUAAGAAUACAAAUGGAAGCUACGAAUGCAUUUGCAACCACGGAUUCAUUCAUCAAGGGUUGAUAUGUGCUGAUAAGGAUGAAUGCGCUACUGGUGAUCAUAACUGUCAUGGCAAUGCAAACUGCCUGAAUAUACCUGGAUCUUUUAAUUGUCAGUGUAAAGAUGGUUUUACUGGCAACGGGACAUUCUGUUCAAAUGUAGACGAAUGUUCAAUGAACCCAGGUCCUUGCGACCAAAAUGCAAAUUGUUCGGAUACUGAUGGCUCAUUCGAAUGUACUUGCAGGCAAGGUUUCACCGGGAACGGAAUUGAUUGUGAAGAUAUUAUUGAUUGUAUUUUGCUACCACGACAAUAUCCUUGUGAUGUACGAGCCACCUGUCUGGAUGUCCCGGGAUCGUUUACUUGCACAUGUCCGUCGGGAUUAACUCUUAAUGCAGAUCAACGAAAUUGCGAUGAUAUCGACGAAUGCGCAAGUAAUGAUACAUUUACUUGCCAUAAAGACGCAGAUUGUGAGAACACUAUUGGAUCAUACGAAUGUAGGUGUAGGUCAGGUUUCGUUGGUGAUGGUAAAACUGUUUGUAUUGAUACUACGUGCACAUCUCAAAACCCAUGUUCAGCUGACGCAGACUGUUCCGUAAAUGUUACUUCCAAUUCAUUUACCUGUGUCUGUCAUCAAGGAUUUACUGGGGAUGGUAGAACUUGUGAUGACAUCAAUGAAUGUCAGAUCCCAGGUUUUUGUGGCGCCAACACAAGCUGUGUUAAUCAACCAAGGGCAUCUUACACAUGUUCUUGUCUUGAUGGAUAUGAAGGGGAUCCAAAAGUUGGUUGCUCAGAUAUUAAUGAGUGCAAAAAUAAUCCAUGUCACGUGAACGCUACAUGCACGAAUGAAGCUGGGACUUACCGUUGUGAUUGCAACUCAGGCUUCUCUGGUAAUGGAACUGUUUGUAACGAUAUCAAUGAAUGUCGUAUUGUUGGAACAUGCCACACGGAUGCAGUUUGCAAAAACACCAUUGGAAGUCAUUAUUGUACUUGUAAUGCUGGUUAUAGCGGAAAUGGGAAAUCAUGUUCAGAUAUCAAUGAAUGUGACGAUGCAUCAAAUUGUCCAGCGAACGCUGAUUGUCAUAACUUUCCUGGUACAUUUAAUUGUACUUGCAAACUUGGAUUUAGAAGAAACGGCGAUGCAUGUGAAGAUAUUAAUGAAUGCGAUGGCAAUCCAUGUAUAGAAGAUGGCGCUGUAUGUAGAAACACAAUAGGUUCAUACACUUGCACUUGUCCUGAAGAGAUCUAUAACAAUGGAAACUUCUGUUACGUAUACUGCCCAUUCAAAUUGGACCUUGCUUUUAUCGUCGACACUUCCAAUUCAAUAAACGCACAAGACUUUGACUUAGUUAAACAGUUUAUGACAGAUAGUCUCAGCAAGAUGGACAUUAGUCCCGACGGAAAUCAUAUUGCUGGCAUAUCAUUCGGAAACACCGCAAAUCUUUUUAUGCGCUUCAAUACAAUCACUGGCUCAAACUUGAAUCGUCGCAAUCUCAUUAAUGAGUUCAACAAUUUCCCAAAAAAUGGUGGUGUGACAAGAAUUGAUCUUGCAUUGCUAAGGGCUGAAAUUGAUGUUUUUACCGCGGCCAAUGGAAUGAGGACUGAUACCGAUAUAAGAAAGAUUGCAGUGGUUUUGACUGAUGGCGAGCAGACGAUGGGGCCAGGAGUACCUCUAGAGCCGCUCUCGCAUAUUGCAAGAAGACUUCAAUCCAAAGACAUUACUGUCAUUGCCGUUGCUAUUGGCCAAAAUGUUCCGAGGGAUCAAUUAUUGAACAUUACUAACUUCAUUGAGGAAAAUAUUUUGGAGGUUGCGACAUUCGCAAAUCUUUCGUCAAUUAUCGAUCAAUUUGUGAAUACAUCUUGCACAGAUCUUGACGAAUGUAAGUUACAUAAAAAUCUUUGUCAUGCCAAUGCUAACUGCAAGGACACACUUGGAGCCUUUUCAUGCCUUUGUAAAACAGGGUAUUCUGGGGAUGGCUUUGAAUGUAAAGACGUGAAUGAGUGUGAUGGUGUGAAUGAAUGUCACGCAAAUUCUAUGUGCUCAAAUACUGAUGGCUCUUAUGAAUGUACAUGCAAACCCGGAUAUUCUGGCGAUGGACGACAGUGUUCUGACAUAAACGAAUGUGACAGUGAUACUGAUAAUUGCCAUGAUAACGCAGAUUGCAUCAACAACAUUGGAUCGUACACUUGCCAAUGCUCGCAAGGAUACUCAGGCGAUGGAAAGGUCUCGUGUCGAGAUAUUGAUGAGUGCGAUGAGGGAACAGACAAUUGUGAUGAUUCAGCGACUUGUAGGAACAAUAAUGGAUCAUUUACUUGCUCUUGCAACAAAGGUUUAACCGGAAGUGGCGUGUCUUGUCAAGAUAUCGACGAAUGCAAAGAGAAUACACAUGAUUGUCAUGUGAACGCAAAUUGCGUAAACAUCUUUGGGUCUUUUAAUUGCACGUGUUUACCAGGGUACGAAGGGGAUGGGAAGAACUCAUGUAAUGAUCAGGACGAAUGUCAACUAGGUGAGGACUCGUGUCUUCAAGAAGCACAAUGUAAUAAUACCAUUGGGUCUUAUUCAUGUACAUGUCCUGGAGGAUACGAAGGAAAUGGAAAAACUGAGUGUAAAGAUGUGAAUGAGUGUGUUGGUAACAAGGAUGACUGCCAUUCCAAUGCAGAAUGUUCAAAUACUAUAGGCUCGUUCGUGUGUACUUGCCAGGCAGGUUACAGUGGAGACGGAAAAAACUGCGAAGUGUCAGGCUGCACCGUUGCCUGUAAUGUAGGAGCGACUUGUCAGAAAGUGGGAUCAGAAUUUAAAUGCGUUUGCAAACAAGGUUACUCAGGAGACGGCAAUGUAUGCUCAGACAUCGACGAAUGCAAACAAGGUGGUCAUAAUUGUCACAGCAAUGCUAACUGUACGAACAUUGAGGGAAGUUUUAUGUGCAAAUGUAAAGACGGUUAUAGUGGGGACGGAAAAUCUUGUAGUGAUAUCAAUGAAUGUGAUGAAGGUGUUCAUGAUUGUGACAGCAAUGCUGACUGCACAAACACUGAGGGAAGUUAUAUGUGCUCAUGUAAAGAUGGUUUUACUGGAGACGGAAAAUCCUGUAGUGCCACAGGCUGCACCGUACCCUGUAAUGCUGGAGGGACUUGUCAGAAAGUGGGAUCAGAAUUUAAAUGCGUUUGCAACCAAGGGUUUACUGGAAAUCCAUGCAAAGACAUCAACGAAUGCAAACAAGGCGGUCAUGAUUGUCACAGCAAUGCCAACUGUACGAACAUUGAGGGAGGUUUUAUGUGCAAAUGUAAAGACGGUUAUAGUGGGGACGGAAAAUCUUGUAGUGACAUCAACGAAUGCAAACAAGGUGGUCAUGAUUGUCACAGCAAUGCUAACUGUACGGACAUUGAGGGAGGUUUCACCUGCAAAUGUAAAGACGGUUAUAGUGGGGACGGAAAAUCUUGUAGUGACAUCGACGAAUGCAAACAAGGUGGUCAUGAUUGUCACAGCAAUGCUAACUGUACGAACAUUGAGGGAAGUUUUAUGUGCAAAUGUAAAGAUGGUUAUAGUGGGGACGGAAAAUCUUGUAGUGAUAUCGACGAAUGCCUGGGUGGUCAUGAUUGUCACAGCAAUGCUGACUGCAAAAACAACCAGGGAAGUUUCACCUGCAAAUGUAAAGAUGGUUACACUGGAGACGGAAAAUCUUGUAGUGAAAUUUUUGAAUGUGGAAAAUGUAAUCCUGGCACCUCUGAAUGCGUGAACAACCAAUGUCGGUGCAAAUCAGGAUACGAAAAUAUCAACACAGAAGGAACAUGUGAUGAUAUUGAUGAAUGCGCACAAUCUUCUGAUAAUAAUUGUGCUGAAAAUCAAGCUUGUAGGAACUAUGCUGGAACUCACGAAUGUUUCUGUACAAGUCCGGGAACAUUUUUGAUCGAGGGUUCUUGUGCAAGCGUCUCAGCUGUGACUUUGACAAUCACAAUUUUGGAUCAACUAUUCACAGCAGCUUUGGCCGAUACAAGUUCAGCAGAUUUCUACGAUUUUAUAACACGUUUGGAGGACCGGUUGAAUGCUUACUUCAAAAGAAUGUAUGAAAGCACAUAUUUGGACUCGUCAGUGUUGAAUUUAAGUAAUGGCAGUGUUGUCGCAAAGGUCUUACUACUUUUUGAAAAGGACAAGGCUCCACAAGCAGACAGUUUGAACAGUAUAUUUAUGGGAAAUCUUAACACGACAACGGAUAAUAAUAAGAUGUUGAAUGAAUUUAAGAUAAGCGGAUCAUCUGGGGCCGUAAUAGAUUACGAUGAAUGUGAUCCUACGUUAAACGAACAUGUGAAAGACUGCCCACAGCACUCUUACUGCAAGAAUAGUUAUAGUUCCUACAGCUGUGAGUGCUUGAAGGGAUAUGAAAAAUAUAUCGACGACAUUUCGAGGUUCUGUCUUACUGAAGACGACGAUUGGUGGAUUGUGUACGCUGUAGUUUUUGGAGCAAUUGGCGUUGUUGUGAUAACUGUAAUCAUAUUGUUCUGUUUCUUGGAAACAAGGCGAAAUGAAGAGUUAUACACAUUACAUGAGGUAAACAGACCACACGAUAAACGUAUUGAUGAAGAAGUUGCACCAGGGUUUCCUGGAAGCGUACCAAGAACAGAUUCGAAUGGAAGCCAAUUGUUGUUAGGAACUGAUAAAGGAGGACGUGCUGGAUCUGAAAAGCUAGCGAUGUAUGAAGUAAACCCAAUUUACGACACAACUAAUGGAUAAUUUCUGGAUCACAUUUUACGUAGAAAAGUGAACGAUUUUAAUCUUUUAGAAAAUUUAGCACUACUUUCUAAUACCAUACCAAUUUACAAAAUUAAUUAAAACCAUCUAUAGACUCAUUUAUAUAUACUUCUUUAUAUACAGUACAUCCUUUGGACUUUUAUAACUAUACCUAUGUAACUUUUCGCAUUUUGUGUAUUGCACAGUAAUUAUAUAAAUGAC
Molecule: messenger RNA, 10794 nt
Organism: Dendronephthya gigantea
Lineage: Eukaryota; Metazoa; Cnidaria; Anthozoa; Malacalcyonacea; Nephtheidae
Exons: 63
Coding region: 1-10575 (3524 amino acids)
Biological process (GO): cell communication
Cellular component (GO): membrane
Molecular function (GO): calcium ion binding
Source: RefSeq, a predicted model, not a curated record